Marasmius oreades (fairy-ring Marasmius) is the source of this 1224-nucleotide messenger RNA. RefSeq lists its product as uncharacterized. Gene Ontology annotation, biological process: retrograde vesicle-mediated transport, Golgi to endoplasmic reticulum. The transcript has 3 exons. The record is from RefSeq and is a predicted model, not a curated record. Gene Ontology annotation, cellular component: endoplasmic reticulum; SNARE complex. Lineage: Eukaryota; Fungi; Basidiomycota; Agaricomycetes; Agaricales; Marasmiaceae. Bases 76 to 1224 code for a protein of 382 amino acids.
UUCCAUGCAGUGUUGCGUUCAUCGUCCAGCGCCCUCUACCAGCUCCCUCCAUCCGUAACACACCGCCUCCUCCCGAUGGCCAUCAGUAAUCGUACGCAAGAUUUCGUCGAAGUCGUCAGACAAAGAAAGGGAGAUAACCCCUCCUCACGACCUCGUCGGACACCAUCCGGAGGUGACAACGACGCAGGAUUCGGAAAGCAUUAUAUGGAGGAGGCCAGAAAUAUUCUCAAGCAUAUAACAGAUUUGACGCGAAUGCUUGCCGCCAUCCGUAAACCGUACUUGAAUGUCAACUCACAACAAACGCCUUUUAGUUCCACUUCCAGGACUAUAGACUUCAAUGGGUCAGCGUCUUGGGCCGACAUAAAACAGCUUUCGAAUCAGGAACGAGACGAAAUUGACUUGCAAGCUCGCCUCAUUCUCAGUCGAUGUGCUGACAGAGUGAAAGAGAUGGAAGCACUCGAGAAGCGUCGUGCAGAAAUCCUUGCUAGUAAAACGAACCUCAUAACACGUCUUCUACCUGCAAGACUGAGGCAGGAUGACACUUCUUUGACAAACAAAACCAUCGCUGCUCACCGCUCCAGUGUUACCUGGUAUCUUAACCGACGACUCGCUGAAGCAAGUCAGAAUCAAAAGGAAAUGCAGGAGGAACGCGUCAAACGUCAGCUUGAGCGGUCACGAAAUUUGAGUUCUGGAGCAACCUUUGAAGCCCAGAAUUUCAGUGCUAGUAGCUCGCGUCCCGAUAGAGGUUCCGGUGGCAACUGGUUCGGAGGUGCCUCUACUAGCAUCAUAGCGGCAACUAUCGGAGCACCGAUCCCAUCCUCUGGAAACCGUGAUAACCCCCAAACAUCAAUCGCCGAGACUGACUUGCCAUACGACGAGGAGGAUGACGACGAUAUAGAACUCUCAGCCUCGCAGAUCCAACAAUUUGAAACAGAGAAUGCUAACCUUCUACGCGACGUGCAAAACAAGUUGGAAGCUGUACAACAAGCUGAAUCACGGCUACUGGAAAUAAGUGCAUUGCAGGCGGAACUGAUUACCCAUUUAACCGCUCAGACAGAAUUGAGCGAACAGUUAUACGAAGAUGCCAUUGCCACUACGUCAACUGUAGAGAAGGGGAAUGAGCAGCUGAAGGAAGCCAAGAGAAGGACAAAGGACAGCAGGUUGUACAUCCUGGUUUUCCUCAUUGGCGCCAGUAUGAGUCUAUUAUUCCUCCAUUAUUAUUAG